Strongyloides ratti is the source of this 1761-nucleotide messenger RNA. Its product is annotated as Rho GTPase-activating protein domain and DEP domain and Rho GTPase activation protein domain and Winged helix-turn-helix DNA-binding domain-containing protein. The transcript has 2 exons. Bases 1 to 1761 code for a protein of 586 amino acids. The record is from RefSeq and is a predicted model, not a curated record. NCBI's taxonomy places the organism in Eukaryota, Metazoa, Nematoda, Chromadorea, Rhabditida, Strongyloididae. Gene Ontology annotation, biological process: intracellular signal transduction.
AUGGAUAAUUAUAAUGGAACUUCAACAAAUAUGAAUUCAUUUAAAGCAACAAAUCUUCUUAAUUUAAUUAAAACCAAAUUUAUCAACAGUAUGCCUCUCAAAAAGCAUCGAUGUUAUCUAAAAAUAUAUGAUGAUUCAUUUACAGGAAAAGAAGCUGUAAAUUUUAUGCUUGAAAUAUUACCUUCGAUUGUUUCAAAAAAAGUUGUAUUGACUAGAAGUAAUUGUGAACAAUUGUUAAAUUUUUUGAUGAGUAGAAAUAUUUUUUAUAAUGUUCGUAAAGAACUUGAUACAAAGUUUAAAGAUGAUUUUAGUAUUUACAAAUUUUAUGAUAAUUAUUCUGAAACAGUAAUUCCUGUUAAAAGAUCAUACUCUGUAAAUGAUGGUAAAAUACCAUUUUUCAAUAAGAAACCUUCAAAAUCUAUUAGUGAAAAUUCUGAAACAUCAACAAAAAGAUCAUUAUCUACUUAUGAUUUCCCUGAGUUUGCCACCACAAACAUAAAACUUAUAAAAUUUUUUGGUUUGAAUGAAGAAAUUAGUAAUGAAUCUAAAAAUGUUGAACAAAAAAGAAAUUCUAUUCCAGAAAAAUCAUUUAAUACAACUGAUAAUGUUAAUAAACGACUUUCUUUCAAUGAAUUUUCAAUUAAUAAACAAUUUAAUUCUUGUGGUGAAGAUACAUGUACAUUUCCAAAGUAUGGUUUUGAAGAAAUAUCAAGUAUUAAUAUAACAUCAUGGAAAUAUUGUAUUACAUCUUUUAUUCAACAAAAUUAUUAUGGAAAAGAAAUAUUUAAAUUACUAGAUAUAGAGGAUGAUCUUGUAGCAUGGAAUUGUGAAAAAAUUGGUUCAAAAGGAAUUGUUAAAUGUUUUAGAGAACGUGAAGAAAUUUCAAGUCAUUUAUUAAGAAUGAUGAGAUUUUUGGCUAAAUAUCCAAAUGAUUCAAAUAAUAUUAUUGAGUAUGACAAACAAUAUUAUGGUAUUGAACUUGAUACAUAUAGAAAUAUCUUAUCGGAAAUUUCUAGAAAAGGUAUAAUAUUACCUGCUGUUUUUGGGAAUAUUUUAGUUGAUAUAUUUUCAUUAAAUUCAAUGACCAAACAUAAAAAUGAUUUUUCUCCAAUUAUUAAAAAAAUUAAAGAAACUCAAUUAACCAAAUUUUUUAACAGGACAUCAAAUAAAUCUGUUAAUUUUGGAGUUUUUAGUAAAAAUCAAAAUAGAUCAAGUUUUCAUAAUUUUGAAAAGAAAAAUAAAAUAGGUUCUAUCAAUGAUGAGACGGAAACAAUUUAUGAGAAAGAGGAUGAUGCAAAAUUAGAUAAAUAUACUUAUAUUCAAUUUGUAAGAAACUCACCUUCAUUUAUCAAUAGAAAAAAUAAUUCUCCAGAUUCAUCAUUAAAAAAAAAAGAAGAAAUUUUUAAUUCUCCAAAAAAAAGAAUGAUAACUGAUGACUUAAAAAAAGAACUUUACUCUUAUGUUCUUCUUCUUCUUCCACCACCAAUUCGAAGGAAACUUCAUAUAAUUUUAAGAUUUAUGAAAAGAAUCUCUGAAAAUAACAAUAUAAAACUAAGUCAAAAAAAUUCAAAUAAAGUGGCUGUCUUAAAAACAAUGACUCCAUUGUUAAUUACAACAAAAAAUCAGGCAAACUUUUAUUUUUUAUCUAGUGUAGUGGAAUAUUUGAUGGAUAAUGAGACAGAACUUUUCAAAAUACCGGAUAAGUUAAUAAAUGAUCGCAAUGUCAUUAUUAGUGAUAGUAAAUUAAAAAUUUCUUAUUAA